Tilletiopsis washingtonensis is the source of this 2640-nucleotide messenger RNA. Its product is annotated as SPRY-domain-containing protein. The transcript is spliced from 2 exons. Lineage: Eukaryota; Fungi; Basidiomycota; Exobasidiomycetes; Entylomatales. Gene Ontology annotation, molecular function: protein binding. The record is from RefSeq and is a predicted model, not a curated record. The coding region runs from base 63 to 2414 and encodes 783 amino acids.
CUCCACCAUCGCCUCCGUCAGCCACUCUGCUCCACACACCUUUGCCUCUCUCGCUCUUCGCCAUGGACGUGCGCGCACGGCACGACGGUGGCGAUGCGGGUCCCAGCACGCUCGCCGCUCGCACGCGUGCGCUGUCCAGCAGCGGCAGUCUCGCCUCCUCCAGCAGCAGCGCUCCCUCGGCGCUCGACGACCCUGCGCCCUUUGCCGCCUCGGCGUCCGAGUACGCCGCGCCCGCGCACCACGCUGCCGCCAGCGAGAUGUCGCUCUCCGACGAGGCGCGCGCCAAGGCCAUGCACGAGCGCUGGAAGCUGGCGUGGGACGAGGCGCUGGCCGCCGGCGCCGCCGGCGAGCUGCCGCCGCGGCCGGCGCGCUGGUGGAGCACCGCCGCGGCCGCCGCCGAUGCCGAGGGCAGGAAGACGGGCACCGAGAGACACGUCGUGGCGGACGAGGAUGAGCCGCAGGUGCGAGGCUAUGCGCUCGCCUUCCAGACACCGGCCCAGCGCGAGCAGGCGCGCAGGGUCGCGCAGGAUCUCAGGCGCGAGCGCUUCUACCAGCGCCUGGCCGAGGGCGCCUCGGGCCUGCAGCGCAGCGACGAUGCGGCGCGCUCGGUACACGUCGCUGGCCUCGUCGAUCCAGACGCGCCGAAUCCGCACUAUCCCGGUCGGCUGCCGGACGGCCGCACGCCAGUCUAUCAUCGACCAGACGCAGACGACCCACUAGCGCUCAUUCUGCCGCUCCUCAUUCUCCUCUCGACGCUCAUCUUCCUCCUUAUCCUCUUCAUCGUGCUCGUCGUUCUCGUGCGGCGACGUGCGCGCAUCGCACUGUCUGAUGGCGAUGGGCCGCUCGACGUUGGGCGGGAGGAGGAGCUGGAGGGACAUGGCGGCCUCAGAGGUGUCGAGGAGCGCUGGCUCGAGACGGUCUCCGAUGCGGUGCGGCGAGGCUACGCGCGCGCAAAGGACUGGACGACGAGCUACCCGCCCGGCAGUCUCAGCACGGACAUUACGCUCUCUCAGUUCCUCUCGAUCCAAGAAAAGGGCGUCUCUGCAUGGUCCUUCGAUCCCGACUACGAGUCCAACCCUGGCGUCUUCGUCGAGGCGCGGACUGAGAUUACAUUCGUGGCCGACGGAGGCGGCAUGAGUGCGCAGGAGGGAGGAGGGUGCUGUGUGCAGAGCAACCUGCCGCUGCCCAAGCUCAACGAGGUGUACUACUGGGAGGCCAAGAUCUUCACCAAGCCGGAAGACACGACCGUGGCGCUGGGCCUCGCGACAAAGCCGUUCCCGAGCUUCCGCCUGCCUGGCUGGAGCAAGUUCUCCGUCGGCUACUUUUCCAACGACGGCUUCAAGGCGCACAACUACCCCUUCACGGCGCAGUCCUACGGGCCGGCCUACGUGCAGGGCGACGUGAUUGGCAUUGGCUAUCGGCCGCGCACCGGCACCGUCUUCUUUACGCGCAACGGCAAGAAGCACGACGAUGCAUUCGUGGGGCUCAACCGGCACAACCUGUUCCCGACUGUCGGAGCCAACGGCGCUGCGGAGGUGCACAUCAACCUCGGACAGGCGGGCUUCGUAUUCAUCGAGGCAAACGUCAAGCGUUGGGGCCUGGCGCCCAUGGUCGGCACGCUGGGCGCUCCGCCGGCGUACGGGCAGGAGCGUGGCAGCCUGCUCAUCGAGGCGGGCCAGAGCAGUGCGAGGCAGGGCCAGCGCGGCGACGAGACGCCGCCGCCGCCGCUGACGCCGCAAGACGAGUCGCCGCCGAUGCUCAUCUCUCCCACGCGCGGCACCGGCAGCUCGUCGAGAUCCUCGGCUACGCGACGCUCCCGUGCGCCUCGCGGUCUUCAGCUCGGAGAUGAUGGCGCACGCCAGCCAAGCACAUCAGCACGGCAUGGCGCGCAUUCGCCGCCUCGUCGCAGCUCCGCCUCCUCAGCCGACGCGCCGCACAAUCCACCCACGCCCAACGCCCUCGACAUCAGCCUGCACCAGCUGCCUCCUCAUCAACUCGCCGCCGGCGGCGCACACGAGACGGUGCCCGGCGCCAGUCCGCGGCGCAGUGCCGGCGUGCUGGCGAGCUACUUUCCCGCGCCGAGCGGCUCGCAGCGCUCGUCGACGCGCGAAGGCAGUCCGCCGCCAUACUCGGUCGUCGGCAACCAGCAGAUGUGGCCGAGCUCCGGCCUGCUCCCGGGCGGAGGCAGCCAGCGUCGCUCGAGCAGUCGCACGCAGGCACUCGCCAAUGCCUUCUAUGGCGCGCUGCAGGAGCGCGGGCUCCUCACGCCGCUCCUCUCGGCCGAUCGUGCACCGCCGGUCGCGCCGAGCCCGGACGCGGUAGGCGACUAUGAGCGUACGCAUACGGAUGCGAACACGGCGAGAAACACGGACGCCAAUCGAGGCGGCGGUUGGCUGUCGGGAUGGUGGGCUUGAUGAAAGGAAGCACGACCUUGCCGUCGCUGCCCCCCGCUCCACGCUCGCCCACCCGGACUGCCCACUUCCCUCUCGCUCUUUCGACCUGCUCCUCUCAACCCACACACUCACCCGUCACCCUCAUUCUGCAUCCCUCCGGAGUCUCUUCCACCACGCUCUCUGUCUCUGUUCUCUCGUGUAUUCUCCCGCCGGCCUCCCUUCAAUCAGAUAUCGAUCCACCUCUUGC